Messenger RNA from Closterium sp. NIES-65, 912 nucleotides. The record is from the annotation of a GenBank genome assembly. Lineage: Eukaryota; Viridiplantae; Streptophyta; Zygnematophyceae; Desmidiales; Closteriaceae.
AUGAUUGGGUGGCAGAGGGGCGGAGGCAUGGGGUGGCAGAGGGGCGAAAACAUUGGGUGGCAGAGGGGCGAAAGCAUUGGGUGGCAGAGGGGCGAAAGCAUUGGGUGGCAGAGGGGCGAAGGCAUUGGGUGGCAGAGGGGCGAAGGCAUUGGGUGGCAGAGGGGCGAAGGCAUUGGGUGGGAGAGGGGCGAAGGCAUUGGGUGGCGGCGGCAGGUAGAGGGGCCCAGGUAUGGGGUGGCAGAGGGGCGAAGGCUUGGAUUAGCGGAGGGGCACAGGCAUGGGGCACAGGCAUGGGGCACAGGCAUGGGGCACAGGCAUGGGGCACAGGCAUGGGGCACAGGCAUGGGGCACAGGCAUGGGGCGCAGGCAUGGGACGGGGCGCAGGCAUGGGACGGGGCGCAGGCGUGGGAUGGGGCGCAGGCAUGGGACGGGGCGCAGGCGUGGGACGGGGCGCAGGCGUGGGACGGGGCGCAGGCGUGGGACGGGGCGCAGGCGUGGGACGGGGCGCAGGUAUGGGACGGGGCGCAGGUAUGGGACGGGGCGCAGGUAUGGGACGGGGCGCAGCUCCCUUUCAUGCCCAUAUCCCCCUUGCCCCCCCUUCCCUUCCGCCUCUCCCUCCCUCCCUCUCCUCCUCUCUCUCCCCCUUGGCCCACCCAACCCCCCCUCCCCUCACCCCCCCGCAACCCGCGGCCGCCCCGCAUGACCUGGCAGGUGGUGAUUGACACGUCAGCAGGGCACUGUGGCACGGCGUUUGACGUGGCGGUGGUGUCGCCGCUGUUUGAGGGCAAGAGGCUGCUGGAGCGGCACCGCAUGGUGAACAGUGCUCUCAGCGACGAGCUGCCGCACAUCCAUGCGCUGAGCAUCAAGAAGGCGUGGACUCCCGAGCAGAUGCAUGCUCAGCAGAGCAAAUAG